This is a messenger RNA of Choloepus didactylus (southern two-toed sloth), 4360 nucleotides long. It is a transcript of the gene IFT57, whose product is annotated as intraflagellar transport 57. Lineage: Eukaryota; Metazoa; Chordata; Mammalia; Pilosa; Megalonychidae. Gene Ontology annotation, cellular component: centrosome; Golgi apparatus; intraciliary transport particle B. Gene Ontology annotation, biological process: non-motile cilium assembly; intraciliary transport. Bases 131 to 1276 code for a protein of 381 amino acids. The transcript is spliced from 11 exons. The record is from RefSeq and is a predicted model, not a curated record.
CCUGGUGACGGGUUGCCCGGCGGGUCGCCUGGUAACGGGUCGCGGCGGUCCUGGUUGUGGCAGCGCAGGCGGUGGAGGCCGGGGGUCUGUGGGCCCGAGCCCCCUCCGGGGUCUUUCCGUCUGUUUUGCGAUGGCUGCCGCCGCGGCCGUGGUCACACCGUCGGGUUUGGAGGAUACGGUGUCUCGGUCCCGCAGCGAAGGGUCGGGGGAGAUGGUCGUGGAGCGGGGGCCCGGCGCGGCCUACCACAUGUUCGUAGUGAUGGAGGACCUGGUGGAGAAGCUGAAGCUGCUCCACUAUGAGGAGGAACUCCUCCGGAAGAACAACCUGAAGCCCCCGUCCAGACACUAUUUUGCCCUGCCUACCAACCCUGGAGAACAAUUCUACAUGUUUUGCACUCUUGCUGCUUGGUUGAUUAACAAAGCAGGACGUCCCUUUGAGCAGCCUCAAGAAUAUGAUGACCCUAAUGCAACAAUAUCUAACAUAUUAUCUGAGCUUCGAUCAUUUGGAAGAACUGCAGAUUUCCCUCCUUCAAAAUUAAAGUCCGGUUAUGGAGAGCAUGUGUGCUAUGUUCUUGACUGUUUAGCAGAAGAAACAUUAAAAUAUAUUGGUUUCACCUGGAAAAGGCCAACAUACCCACUGGAAGAACUAGAAGAAGAAACUGUUCCAGAAGAUGAUGCAGAAUUAACAUUAAAUAAAGUGGAUGAAGAAUUUGUGGAAGAGGAGACAGACAAUGAGGAAAACUUUAUUGAUCUCAAUGUUUUAAAGGCCCAGACCUAUCGUUUGGAUAUGAACGAAUCUGCCAAACAAGAAGAUAUUUUGGAAUCUACAACAGAUGCUUCAGAAUGGAGUCUAGAAGUGGAACGUGUAUUACCACAACUGAAAGUCACGAUUAGGACUGACAAUAAGGAUUGGAGAAUCCAUGUUGACCAAAUGCACCAGCACAAAAGUGGUAUUGAAGCUGCUCUAAAAGAAACCAAGGGAUUUUUGGACAAACUCCAUAAUGAAAUUAGUAGGACCCUGGAAAAGAUCGGCAGCCGAGAAAAGUACAUCAACAAUCAGCUUGAGCACUUGGUUCAAGAAUAUCGUGCAGCUCAAGCUCAGCUAAGUGAGACAAGGGAACGAUACCAGCAGGGAAGUGGUGGAGUAACUGAAAGGACCAGGCUCCUGUCUGAGGUUACAGAAGAAUUAGAGAAGGUAAAACAAGAAAUGGAAGAAAAAGGCAGCAGCAUGACUGAUGGUGUGAUUACAAGUGCUUCUGCUCCCAGAAGCAGCUAAGGACAUCUGGAGAUUCUUCAUAAGAACCCAGACUACAUCUGCUUCAACUUUAUGGAUAUCUAGAAUUACCAUUAAAAAAAGUAUAAGAAAAAACCCAGUGCCCUUAUUAACAUUUGAAGUUUAUUAUUUGUCAUGAGUAGUUGAUGGCUAAAGUGAUUUUAUAGGGUAUGUAUUUUCUAGGAUCUAAGACCACGUAAUAAAUAUUUAGUCGUGUUUGUGCUCUCAGAAUAGGAAAAAGGUAUGUGUGUGCCUCAAUUCUACCUUUUUCUAUGUUAUCAACUAUACUAAAGGACCAUUUUAUAGGAGACGGAAAUAUGGCAAGUCAUGCAAAGAUCAGCCUCACAAUAUCAGUGAUCUUGAUUUCACAUCUUACUGGGAAAUUUUCUAGACUGGGGUUUCUGAAUUGGUGAAAUCAGCAGUAGUGGAGUGACCAGACUUAGAACUGGGGGAAAGUAGAACACAUAUCAGGAGAUAGCCUAUGUCUAUUUUCAAAAAAAAAAAAAAAACAAAAGCACUUGUGGCAAAAAUUUUAUAAGAAUUCUAUAUGUGGAGGGCAACAAAAUAAUUGUCAUUUUUUUGCCUAAUACUUUUCUGCCCCCAAUUUUAUUUUUUUUCUUAGCUUUUACUUUAUAGACAUGUAACCCACAUGCAAAAAUCUUUUUCUUUCCUUCAAAUUCCCUCUAAUAAAGAUUAAAUUUAGAUAAGAGAAAAUCAGGGUAUAUAAACUACUCUCUUACCCAAGAGAGUAACAAUCAAUACAAUAACAAAAAAAGAUGUCAUAAUUUGUACCUCAUGGAAAGAGGAAAUCCACCAUGGAAUAAUAAGCAGUUUAAAUAUGUCCAAUUUUUUUUCUCUUCCUUUAUGGUCGUUGGGAGGAGCCUAGAAGGAAGAGUGACACCUAACCUUUGAUCCCACAAACUAAUGUUGAUUUCCUGGGAAUUUAUUUGCAUACAUAUUGUCAUGGCUGAGCAGUUUUUUGAUGAAUUCAAAUCAAUGCAGAGAACACUUUUAGAUAAAUCAGAGCUCUCCAUAAAAUGUGCUUUUACUCAGAAGCAAAGUGCACUCUUUAUUUUGUGUAAACACUCAAUAAUCUCCAAACUCUUCCAAUGAGUGUCAUGAGCAGCCUAUCUUUACUUCCUUUCCUGAGAUAAUCCACUUUACUCUGAUUGAGCUGGUUGCUCUUCUUCUCUGUUCCGAUAGAACACUGUGCAAGUCUCUAAUACAGUAUUUAUUAUGCUACAUUUAACUGUUACUGUUUUUUCUUCUUUCUUGCUUAAUAGAUUGACCUUCUUGACGAUAGUUACAGUCUUUUGCAUUUCCGUUUUGCUAGCCAAGUGCCUAAUAUGUAGGAAGUAUCCAGUAAAUUUUUUGAAUUAGCAAGUGGAUGGAUAGAUGACUGGCAUUGUGCAAUUCUGGAAUAUCUUAUAGCUCCUCUUCCACAACAUGGUGAAUUUAUUGACUUCAAGCUGGUGAGCCUUGGUACAGUUUCAAAAUAGUAAUUUAAAAAUGCUUCUUUUCUAUGGUAUUGGAUUGCAAUUGGAGGCAUAAAUUUGAAUUCACGUUUUUUCAUACAUGAAAAAUUUAUAAAUUUAUAAAUUUAUAAAUGUAGAAAUAGACACACACAUUUAUUUCUACCUCUGUCCUCUGAGAGGGCCUAGUAGGACAGCCAAGUAGCAAUGAGAAUACCUAGUACUCAGAUCUUGGUUUAUAAAUAUCAUUCUUUACUAAAAGAAACCAACUUCUUAGAAAAAUGGCUGAUUCCUGGGCUGGGGCAGGGGAACUACAAAAUGAACCUAGAAUAUCUUGCUCUGUCAGAAAGAAGUAUUCACAGAUUGAUGGAGAAACAUCUAAAGGACAUCCAGUUUGAGGGGGAGUCCACUGGCAAAUCUGGGUCAAUUUGAGUAUCAAAAUAAUUAUAAUAACAGAAUAUAACCUAUAGAAUAAAAUAAACCUUGAGUCUAUAUGGAUAUAAAUAGAUGAAUAAAUAAAUGGGUAGAAGAGGAAGUUCUUAGAAUAGAAUGACAGCUAUUGUAAAAACAAUACUGGAUUUAGAAAAUCACUCAUGGCAACCACCAUAGUAGUAAUUGUUUCAGGAAAGAAUCAUCAAUGCUUGCUAAAACUAGGUGAAAUUUUAGUAAGAAACAGGAUAUUUACAUAAUCUCACACUAUGUAAGAAACCCCUAUAAAGAGAAAAAAAUUCCAACUUCACAGUAGAGAAACCUAGCAAAACGCCACCUUAACUAAAAGAUGGAAGCUGUCACUCGUAUUAGGACAAACCAAUACCCUGCACCUCCUGACAUAAUACAUUGAAAAGGGCACACACUUAGUGGAUCCUGAUGAAAAUAUGUAUCCUGAAUCUAAUCUUGAGGAAACAUCAGACAAAUUCAAAUUGAAGAACAUUGUACAAAAUAAAUGCCCUAUAUUCUUCAGAAAUGAUGAAGUCAUGAAAAAUGAGACUAAGGCACUAUUCCAGAUUAAAGGAGACUAAAGAGACAUGGCAACUAAAUGCAAAAAGUGCUCUCAAUCGCAAUAAAAUGAUUAUUAAAAAGAAAAAAAAAGUGCUCUCAGAUUGGCUUCUGAACCAGAAAAAAAAAAUUUUUUUUGCUAUCAAGGACAUUAUUGAGUCAACUGGAGAAAUUUGAAAAAAGUCUAUACAUUGGAUAAUAGCAAUAAAUCAAUGUUAAUUUUUUUUAUUUGGAUAUGUGUACUAUGAUUAUGUUAGAAUAUUCUUGCUUUUGGCAAUACACACAGAGAAGUAUUAAAUGUAAAAAGUUCAUGUCAGCAGCUUUCUCUCAAAUGGUUCAGAAAAAAAAUGUUUAUCUGUAUAUAAAAAUGAAUAUCUGUAUUGUGAGAGUGAAGGAGAAUGAUAAAGAAAAUGUGGCAGAUUGUUACUUUGGGAAUCUGGGGAAAGGAUAUAGAGAAAAUUGUACUUUUUUGCAACUUUAGUAACUGAAAGUUUUUCAAAAUAUAAAUUGGAAAAAAACUGUAGUUGUUGAAGAUGAUUUGCCCUCUCCCUGAAUCAAAUAGAUAAUCAACUUGUUGAAGUCAUAUGACUUCCCCAAUAAAAUUGUGUGGCCUGUUGAA